ACUGUCACCAACUCCAUCAAGCUGAAUAAGCCAGCUUGAAUCGUGAACGUUUAUUAAAAUAUAUUUUCAUUCGUUUGGCAGCAUUAUUGAUAAGAUUUUGAUGUGUUAACGAUGGAUAAAUUCAAGCAAUCAAGUGCCUUCCAAAAUGCCAAGACACUUAUCAAGAACUUAGUUGGACUCGAUCUCAAUCACCACGGGAAUGAAGAGCCAAUGAAUAUUGGCGAAUUUUUCGCGGCCCAAACUGAGAUCCAUAUCAUGAACAUUCUAGGACAUGCACUAAAUUACGAGCUGGACAUUACCAACCUGAAUAAUUUUAUCGAAAGUGACCAGAAUUUUCUUUACCUAAAAAAAUAUAAGAAACAAUUACGGAAAGUGGUGCAGCGUAUGAGGAGUCGAAGUUUUUUGCUGAUACCGUUGGUUUGGGUCGAUUCCAAGCAGGAUAACCUGCUGACAUAUCUGAUAAAAGUUAAGCUCCCACAGGGAGGAUUCCAAUUCUUGGACAUGAAUGGCCGAUUGUACACAGAUUUUAAAAAUUUCUUGGACACAAAUAAGUUUCCGAAAGGGUUUCUCUGCUUUCCGGAGGACGGUGAAAUUCGAUUGAACGAGAACCAUGAUUUGUCAAUCAGCUGCAGAACUGUCGGAACAAUCGACCAACUGAUGAUGUAUACCGAUGUUGUUGCUGCCACAGCAGGGGUAGGAUUUUCCGUAGCCAGUAUUUUUGCAACCGGAGGUCUAGCGGCACCAGCUGUGAUCGGCUCUGCGCUCAUGACAGCAUAUGGGGCGGCGCGAGAUUCUUACAAUCUCUACGACAUGGGCAAACACGAAGAAUCACUUAAUCCAUUUAAGAAUGCCGAAGCACGUAGGCGGUUUUUAUCAAUGGUCAUGCAUAUGUUCUCACUGACUGCCAGUGGAAGUGAAUUGCUACUCAGACGGAUGAUGAAUGCUGGAAAGGCUCCUUCAUCGUUGCUUCCGAUAGUCAAUAAUGCGACCCGCUCGAUAAGCACCGGUUUGGGUACAGCUCUUGCUGUAGAUACUGUUAUCCAUUCGUUACAAAAUUGGAAAAAUCUAACUCUCGCCGACGAAAUUAAUCUUAUCUGCUCGAUUUGCUUCGGCUUGCGGGAGGUGCUGAAUUAUCACAGAGGAUAUCAAUUGCUGGUAGCAGCUCAAUCUCAGACUAUUUGGGGACUUCUUACAAAAACUCACCUGAAUGUUCAAACAAAAAGUCUAGAGAAAAUAUCAACUUUGAACAAUCACUCAUUUAAAACCAUUGGAAAUCGUAUUUUUUCUAAUGAUCGCGCCCGAGAAAAUGGAACAUUGCUUGUACACAUGAUUGCAGAAAAGUGCGACAUUCUAUUGAAUGAUAACGAUAUCGACAUCAAUUUUUUCGGAAUAGAAUACAACCUUCCGUUUCUUAUGUCUAUGCCAACCGAAAGUUUCAGAAUGCUAACGCUCUUGUUGAAAGGCAUGUCGUUGGCAUUUAAAGAAAUAUUCUCUCUUUUGCGAAAACAUUCCGGAGAUGAUAGUAUAACCAAAAUAACCUUCGAUCACGCAAAAAAGCUGGGUGGAGAAGAUGCUCACUAUGGUCAGGCCAUCAAUGAGCUUCUGCAAGUGUUUAAAUUAUGUUCAGAAAUCCCCAAAAUGGCUAUCCAACUUGUAAAUUUGGAGCUGAUCAUUGGCAAUGGACACUGCUUUACGAUUUCCAGUGCAUUCCGAGUGUUCAUAAAAGAGGCACGCUCCAAAGGAUGGUCUCUUUUGAUAGCCUUGACAAAAAUGACGCGAGAGGAUGCUGAGCGAUUUAACCGUUUACGCACAAGAUGUUCAUCUUUGAAUUUUUUCGAAUGGAUCAUUGCUGAGACUGGCGAGAAAAAUGAUGAGCGCCAAGAAUUAUAUUUAAAAAAACUUCACUUUUUGCUAGAAGUAGACGAUGCUUGUACGACAAAGUCUCAGCAUAUAACCCAAUUAUGCCGGGAUGGGAAAUCUAUUGAGAUUGAAUCUCUCAUUCAGAUAACAAUUGAACAGUUUUUGAAUGCUACGAACCCGGUCGAGCUUGUGGAUGUAAGCUUUUUGCGCAUGUGUAAUGCAUGUGUAACCGAUCGGAAAUAUCUUCAAAACCUGUGGAUAGAUACCUGUGUUUCGGAUACAGUAAUAGAAAAAGGAUUGGAAAAGCUGGAUGAUUUGAAAAAUGUGUUUAAGAAACGCCAAAAUUUGAUACCAACCGUUGUUGCCUUUUGUGCGAGUGUUCCAUGCACAAAUCUCCUGACCUUUUCUCGCUAUUGUUUAUUCUUUUUCAAUUGCAAAGAAAUUCAAGAAUCAGCAGCAGAAGCAAUCGAACGCAACAAGCAAUACUAUUUUGAUUUUCUUAAAAAUAAAUUAACAGAACGGACGAUAUUGGCAACAAAAUUGGGACUUGUCACCACGCUUCCGAGCACGACAGAUCAGGCCAAUGAACCAGAACAGAUUUUCAAGCAGAUCAAAACCAUAGCAUCGAGCAGCAAACUGCGUUUAGGAUCGAAGGAAAAUGCAGCGUUGCAAAUGACCCUUAACCGUACGCUAAUGAUUCCCGGAACCAUAGACUUGUGGAAUCAUUACAUCGCAAAUGCUUCGUUCGAGGAUUUCCGGAUGCGGCAGGCAGAGUCGGGUGUUGUUAUAUGUUGCAUAGAAAACGAGAAUGCGUUGAUAGUUGUUAAAAUAGUUCAACAUCUGGGUGCAUAUAUCGAUAAGCUGGAAUAUAAUCCUUCGAGUAAUGGCGAAUUACAUUCGAUGGGAUGAAUAAACCCAAGGGGCUUAAAAUCCCAAAUAAAACAACAAAACAAACGAAUUACAUCUGAUUCUGAUGAAUGUAAAAUCGUUGUGACUGAAA
This is a messenger RNA of Uranotaenia lowii, 2860 nucleotides long. RefSeq lists its product as uncharacterized. The transcript is spliced from 3 exons. NCBI's taxonomy places the organism in Eukaryota, Metazoa, Arthropoda, Insecta, Diptera, Culicidae. The record is from RefSeq and is a predicted model, not a curated record. Bases 112 to 2769 code for a protein of 885 amino acids.